GUCUCACUCUCACCCUGUCAUUUUGACAUUUUCAAAGUCAUUGUGGCUUCGCGUCUUAUAUUUGUGGUUAACUUCUAUUUUCGCAAAUUCAAUUUUAUUACUCUAAAAAUGUUCCGCAAUCAGUACGACAGUGACGUCACAGUAUGGAGCCCGCAAGGUCGUCUCCAUCAAGUGGAAUACGCUAUGGAGGCAGUGAAACUUGGCUCAGCUACAGUUGGACUGAAGAAUAAACAGUUUGCAGUACUUAUAGCAUUAAAACGAGCUGUGAGUGAACUGUCUGCGUACCAGAAGAAGAUUAUACCAAUUGAUGAUCAUAUUGGUAUUUCCAUUUCUGGUUUAACCGCUGAUGCUCGUAUGCUGAGUCGUUUCAUGAGGACAGAAUGCCUCAAUCAUCGGUAUUCUCAUGAUGCACAAAUGCCAGUUGGGCGUCUCAUCUCACUGGUAGGGAACAAAAUGCAGAUUUGCACUCAGAGAUAUGACAAGCGGCCACUCGGUGUGGGUUUACUGGUAGCUGGAUAUGAUGAUCAAGGACCGCAUAUCUACCAGACUUGUCCUUCAGCAAACUUCUUUGACUGCCGUGCUAUGGCUAUCGGAGCUCGGUCACAGUCGGCCAGAACUUACUUAGAGAAGCAUCUUAAUACAUUCAUGGACUGCGAUCUCCAAGAACUUGUGGCUCACGGAUUGAGAGCAUUGAGGGAUACUCUGCCUAAUGAAGUAGAACUAAAUACUAAGAAUGUGUCUAUAGCUGUAGUGGGGCCUAAGACCCCGUUGCGUGUGAGUGACGAGGCCGCGUUAAGCCGCUACUUGUCGCUGGUGGAG
This is a messenger RNA of Papilio polytes (common Mormon), 819 nucleotides long. RefSeq names its product proteasome subunit alpha type-1 (gene Prosalpha6). The annotation marks the transcript as partial. The transcript is spliced from 5 exons. Lineage: Eukaryota; Metazoa; Arthropoda; Insecta; Lepidoptera; Papilionidae. Gene Ontology annotation, biological process: ubiquitin-dependent protein catabolic process. The record is from RefSeq and is a predicted model, not a curated record. Gene Ontology annotation, cellular component: proteasome core complex, alpha-subunit complex; proteasome core complex; nucleus.